GGGGCGCAGGUGGAGAGGCCAGACUGGCCGGGGCUUUGGCCUCGGGCUUCGGGAAAUGGCGGCGGGGGGCAGGAUGGAGGACUUGAGAAAAUGGAAAACUAAGACAUGGAAGUAGAUUUGACAUUCAUGCAUUUAAAGAAAAGGAAAAAACCAUUUUUUCUGAAUUUUAAGGGUGAGAUUCAUGACCUGACAGUGUAUGGAAACAAAAUCUGAGGAAUAUGAAAGACUGUUAGAAAAAUGUGUGCAGUAAAUGCUUCUUGGCUGAUUUUUAGUGGUCCCAGAGUCUUGAAUAUGUAGCUUUUGACUUUGGGAUGAGUACAAUCCUAGAAAUCUGUUUCACCAAACAAUUGGAGAGCGAUGUUUCAUUAACAGUUACAUAGCUAAAUCCCUUUAGAUCGGCUCAAGUUGCCUGUUUUUGGUAUUUUGUGGAUAUGAUUUCUGCCAUUCAGGUAAAAGCUAAAAAUAUGGUGUAUGCAGUAAGACUAGACACUUAAAUGAGUUAGCAGAGAACAGAGGCCUUUUAUUUGGGGUUCAUUGUUUGCAAGCUGUGAAACCAACACUGGCUAAUUUAAUGAAGAAAGACAUUUCUUUGAAAAGAUACAGGGUGAAUAAACCAUUAGGCCUCCAAAAGGACUUUAAACAAGGGCAGCUCAAGGGAUGUAAGUGAUGAGAUUCCUUUCAGAAUCAGCUCUGGACUGAGUCAGCCCUACCAAGGUCUCUGUGUGCUUUGUUGCUCACAAGAAGAAUUGGAUCGCACAGCCUCCUAGUUUCCGGCAGAGGCCAGAGGAGGGUGAAGCGUAUUGAAGGAUGUUCCCAGCAUGUCCCCAGAGGAAAUUGAGUUAUGGUCACACAAGAGGAAAGAGAUCCAUAUGGGCAAAACCAACAUCUUGUAUGGGUGAUAAUGCAGCUAUUAAUAGUGGUUCCUUGGAUCUCACCCAAAGUAUUGAAGAUGACCCCCUUCUGGACACCCAGCACCUCCUGCAUCAUUCAUUACAUGCUCAUUUUAGACCCAGAUUCCAUCCUCUUCCUACGGUCAUCAUAGCGAAUCUUCUCCUGUUAAUACAUGUUGUGUUUGUCAUUUUGGCGUUUUUAACAGGUUUACUUUGUUCUUACCCUAAUCCAACUGAGGACAAGUGCCCAGGAAACUAUACAAACCCGUUGAAAGUUCAGACAGUCAUAAUCCUUGGAAAAGUCAUUUUGUGGAUUCUGCACUUUCUUUUUGAACGCUACAUUCAGUAUCACCACAGCAAAGUACGAAGCCGGGGCUAUAACAUGAUCUACCUAUCGACGAGGCAUCUUAAAGGACUUGCACUGAUGAUACACUCCACUGGCAGCACCGCCCUUCUCCUGGUGUUGUGCAUGCAGCACUCCUUCCCGGAGCCCAGCAGGCUGUACCUUGACCUCAUCCUGGCCAUCCUCGCCCUGGAACUCAUCUGCUCCCUGACGUGUCUGCUCACUUACACAGUGAAAAUCCGAAAAUUUAAUAAAGCCAAGCCACAGCCUGAUGUACUUGAAGAAGAAAAAAUCUAUGCUUACCCCAGCAAUGUAACCUCGGAGACUGGAUUUAGGACGGUUUCAAGCCUAGAAGACAUCGUUGAAAAGCAAGGAGACAUAAUAGCAUACCUGAAGCGACACAAUGCCCUGCUGAGUAAGCGGUUGUUGACUUUCACUUCCUCUGAUCUAGACUCUCCACCUAACAGAGUGUGAGAGACUCAAGGCCAAGACAGCAGGUGCAGAGGACUCCCGAGGAACGCAAGGCUGACUGACCACCUGACAAGCUGCCCUAGGGAAUUGCAGCUUUUGCAGGAUAACAUUUGACAAUUUUUAUUGGAAACCUGAAUUUCACUCUCGCUUGUGUGGCUUGUGGGACUUGUGGGUCACGCGAAAGGUUCUUCAUAGAGCCUGGAUAACUCAAGGAGGAGGUCUGUUUCUGCACGUUUUGAAGUUGUUUAACUGUCUGGUUUAUCAUAGGAUCAAAAGUAUAAUUUAAACAUCUCCCCGCCCAAUGCUUCUACAUUAGAGCCCUAUAACAAUUUAGAUAUUUAUAUAGAGAAAGUCUGACUUAAGCAAGGUUUUGAUCAAAUAAGUUCUUUCUACUCUUAAACUCAUGAGAGAAGUCAUUGUUUCUGGUGGUUGAUGUUUUUUCCCUCUUGCAGAGCUGUGUCAUGUCCUUGACAUGCUUGUGGGGUUUGGGAUUACAGCGUAGUCCGUGCGUGCUUCAGCUUUUAUGGAGCAUUUCCAUUGUAGGAUCAAGACCUCCCUAGAUAAUUUACUAUGCAAAGUCCUACAGUUUUCCAUUCUCCAGAAAUACGAUGAUGAGUUUACCUGGA
Molecule: messenger RNA, 2330 nt
Organism: Suricata suricatta (meerkat)
Lineage: Eukaryota; Metazoa; Chordata; Mammalia; Carnivora; Herpestidae
Gene: TMEM192
Product: transmembrane protein 192
Exons: 7
Coding region: 808-1707 (299 amino acids)
Cellular component (GO): lysosomal membrane; late endosome
Source: RefSeq, a predicted model, not a curated record